UGUCUGGUAACAUCAAAUCCAUAACAAAAAUCUCAGUCAUCUUUAAACACCAUCACAAUGUCUUCCAAGAGUUUUCCAAUAAGUUUUGGUUUGUUUGUUUUUGGGAUUCUUGCUUUAAAUGCGUACUCAGAGAUGGCAUCGGCGCAAGCAACUUGUCAACCUGGGCAACAAGGGUGGACUUACCCCCUAACCCUAACUUGUUCUGGAUGUGAUCUUAAAUGUAAUGCAAUAUGUCUCUUUAAACCAUAUACCAAGUUCUGCAAUGGCAAUCCAGGCUGGUUUACCCAAGGAUGUCUGUGUUGUUGUGGAGCAGCAAGCCCAGUCCCUGUUCCACCAUCACCUCCACCUCCAUCACCACCACCACCACCUCCUCCAAGAGAUCCACGAGACUUAUGCCUUCCCACUGAGAUUUCUCACUCGAGCGCAACCGCCUCUUGCUCCACAUGUCCAGCCUGUAAUUGUGGUCCUGGUGUAACUCCAACACUUUCCGGGGUGUGCGUUAAUAAUUACUGCAACUGUUGUUGCCCGAGUGCCCUUACAUCGUCAACCACUCCUGGUUCGUCAUUCUUCGAAAGAGCAGCAAGAAUAAUGUUUCAGUAGAAGUAGCAAUCAGGAGGUCAUUAGCUAGCUGCAGACAAUGUGACGUCACAGAGUGUGAUCUUUAUGCGUUUAGUAACAUUAAUAAGCAGCAUCUUCUCUUUUUCUUUUGUUGUUUGAGCAUGUAGUGAUGAAUCCGUAUAUUCCAUCCUCCAUUGACGUAUUUGUGUUGGUAUUAUAAGAUGCUGGUGUUUUUGGUUUGUGAAGUUCAACUCAAUGUAACCAGGCUAGUAGUUUUAAUGUGAUAAUGUUUCUUUCUAGAUCC
Molecule: messenger RNA, 862 nt
Organism: Papaver somniferum (opium poppy)
Lineage: Eukaryota; Viridiplantae; Streptophyta; Magnoliopsida; Ranunculales; Papaveraceae
Product: chitin-binding lectin 1-like
Exons: 2
Coding region: 58-600 (180 amino acids)
Source: RefSeq, a predicted model, not a curated record